Parnassius apollo (apollo) is the source of this 348-nucleotide messenger RNA. The record is from the annotation of a GenBank genome assembly. NCBI's taxonomy places the organism in Eukaryota, Metazoa, Arthropoda, Insecta, Lepidoptera, Papilionidae.
AUGGAGUUAGAGACAUUUCAAUCACCAAGGCUUAUAUCGAAAGCUACAACAUCUACAUCUUCGAGGAAAAGAAAUAAGACAGAUGAAUCAAGUGAAAUAUCAGAGGUUUUGAAAAGUGCGAAAAAAAAGAUGGAUGAAAAGGAAAAGAAGCAUCCAUUUGAUAUUUAUGGUGAAUAUAUUGCUGCUGAAUUAAGAAGUGUCAAAGAUGACCAAGCCGUGACACAGGCAAAGUACCACAUUAAUAAUAUACUGUAUGAAUUAAAAUGGGACAAUAUAAUACAUAUGGAUAUCAAACGGCAUCUUCUCAUCCAUCAUCAACACCAAAUAAUGUCCAAGAAACUGAAAUAG